AAGUUCAGCGUUAUACCCCGUCCAAGUUCAAAGCGGAGGCAAAUGAAGCAUACAUAACGAUCAGAAUUGAACAGGAUAGCGCUUGCUCCUGCGCGCUAAGCAUCACUAGUCCAACGCUUCCAACUCGUGGAGCUCCUACUAACCGGCAGAAGCAUCAACGCCUCGCAGAACCCCACUUUUUCCCAACAUGCUCUUCAUUGAAUUGGCCUGUUAGACAUGCCCCUCCACUCGACGUGCUACUCAGUCUGCAUACCGCCAAGGUUGCACAGCCUGAACACUCAUUUGCUGAAGUGGUUCCGGGUUGCCUGCCCCCGAAAUCCUCCUAGGCUGAUCAAGCUUUUCGUUCUUGCAACAUCAUUAACUUUUGUGAACUAAGCCUCUCAGACCACUCGGUUUGCUAUUGCUAAGAGAACCACUCGUAGCAAUGGAUUUUCUCAAGAAGAAGAUGAAGGAGUUGUUGGACGACGAUGACAAGCCCAAGAAGCCACAGGGCGACUCUUCUGGAAGCUCUUCUGGUGCCCCAGCGGGUGCCCCAGCGAGCGGUGCUCCACCAGGUGGUGCUGGCCAUGGUGAGCGCUCAGCAGCCAACGAUUACUACGGUGGAGGGGCUGGCCAAGGUGGUUAUCCACCGCAACAGCAACCCUAUCCACCACAGGGCCAAGGCUACCCCUCUCAAGGCCCUCCUCAGGGUCAAGGCUAUCCUUCCCAGGGCUACUCACAGCAGCCGGCUUAUGGUCAAGGACCACCUACGCCUGUAGGUCCUCCAGCACCUUAUGGCGCCCCGCCUCCAAUGCCUCCAGGCUGGACCCAGCAAUGGGACCAGAACAGCCAACGGUGGUUUUAUAUCGAGCAGGCCACAGGACGCUCACAGUGGGACCCUCCCGCGCAUUUGCCUCCAGGCCCAUACGCCCCACCUCCCACAGGCGCACCUUACCAGGCGCCCGGCGGUCACGAUGAGCGCGCCCUCUUUGGCAACACUCAGGGACACCAAGGACACGACAACACCCCCACUGGCAAGGCUACUAACGAGAAGGAGAAAAAGAAAGACAAAGGCCAUUCUACUGCCAUGCUUGCAGCUGCAGGUAUUGGAGGUGUCGCCGCCGGUGCCUGGAUCGGCCACGAACUCACUGAGGACUCAAAUGAUGCCAAGAAGGCGUCAUCAUAUGCGGCUGCUCCUGCAGCUGCGACUCCUGUUGCUGCGCCCGGAUACGCCCCACCCCCAGCUGGUUAUGGAGAUCCGUACGGUGCUGCAGACCCCGCAUACCCUCCUCCAGUUCCAAAAUACGAUGCGGACGGCGACUCAAUCUCAAGUAGUGAUCGUGAGUCUAUGGAGGAAAAGCGGGAAGAGCUCAUCAAGGCCCAGGAAGAAUAUCGGGAAGAGGUCGAGGAGAAUUACUAUGACUCAGACUAGCGAUCUCGUCCCAUUGUGCCAUCAGCCGUUCUGCUGUUUUUCCAUUCGUUCGCUGUUCGGAGCACGACGAUAUCUGUAGGUGCGCUUUUUGGACGGUUCGGGACGGUAACGGACGGUUUUCUAUUGUUUCGUAUGAUGUUAUUGUCAGGUUAGCCAGGUUCGGACUCUAUGAUCUCGUUCAGAAGAAGAAAUAUGAUUAUUGACUGCUCUAAUCGGUCUGCCUGGCACAUCAAUGACUACACUCACUAACACCUUUUCGCUUGAACAAAGGAAACGCUGAAAGCGACUGAAACUGGUAUUACUCCUUAUUCGCCGCCUCUCGUCUAACAGCAGCAGUCGAGACAAUCUACACAGCACUCGCAAGCUUCUUCACAAAGGAAGCAACAGCAUAGCGUCGCAAGACUAUUCGCGCGUCAGCAGAUCGUUCACACCA
Messenger RNA from Cucurbitaria berberidis CBS 394.84, 1844 nucleotides. RefSeq lists its product as uncharacterized. The record is from RefSeq and is a predicted model, not a curated record. The transcript is spliced from 5 exons. Bases 425 to 1411 code for a protein of 328 amino acids. Gene Ontology annotation, molecular function: protein binding. Lineage: Eukaryota; Fungi; Ascomycota; Dothideomycetes; Pleosporales; Cucurbitariaceae.